AUGGAACUGCUAAAUACUCUAUUAUUAAUUUUCUUUAAGGAAGGUGCUUAUUGUGAAAAAUUUUCUUUUAUUGGAGAAUGGUAUGACAAUCAAGCUAGCCUCGUUCGCCGGUUCAAUGUAUUUUAUUAUCCUACUGAUGACACAAUCGAAAUGUAUGAUUUAAAAAAUAGAAAAACUUUUCUUCGUCGUGUUAAAGUGAACGGAGUAACAUUAGAUAAUUUUUUCAUUGGUUCAACUCUUCAAAUUCUAGGAAGGUUGAUAAAAAUUGUAGAUUUCGCAUGUGAAGCUACUAGAACACAAUUAAACAAGGACAUGCAAAUAACAUUUGCUAUGAUAAAGCCACUUCCUAAUAAAAUUGCUGGUAAGAUCUUAACUCAUUUCCAUGAGCAUGGUCUAAAGAUAACUAAAAUGAAGAAAUCUUUUCUUACUGCUGAAGAUAUUAAUUUCAUAUACAGAAAUCAGAUAUCAGAUCAAUCAUUUCCAUUUCUUCUUGACUACCUAACUGGGCAACAAGUGUAUGGUUUGGAAUUAGUGGGUAAAGACUCUGUUUCAGCUUGUUUGAAAAUUCUCGGGGAUAAGGAUCCCUUGAAAGCUGAACCGGGUACUGUUAGAGCUCUUUAUGGUACAGACCCCGUCAGGAACUGUGCACAUGUGUCUUCUAGCCCUGAGGCUGCUUUAGAGGAUAUAGAAUAUUUUUUUCCACCACCAGCUUUAAGGUCUUUGCGCCUUCGGUUGACAGCAACUCUGUCUAACUGUACACUGUGUAUAGUGAAACCACAUGCAAUACGAGAGGGAAAAUUAGGAGCCCUGUUGGAAGCUAUAGAUGAAGGAGGAUUUAACAUUACAGCCCUUAAUAUGUUUAUUGUGGAGAAUAUUAAUGCUGCCGAGUUUUAUGAAGUGUACAAAGGAAUAGUACAAGAGUAUAAGGGAAUGGUGGAAGAAUUGUCGAGUGGACCUUGUGUAGCUAUGGAAAUUGUUGCAAAAGAUAAGAAUAUCAACAGUGCUGUGGAAUUCAGGAAGUUAGUUGGUCCGUCUGAUCCGGAAAUUGCUAGACUAUUACGUCCACAUACUCUGAGGGCUAAAUUUGGUAAGACAAAGGUGCAAAAUGCAGUACACUGUAGUGAUUUAGCUGAAGAUGGACUCUUAGAAGUUGAAUAUUUCUUCAAAAUAUUGGAUCUUUAAGAGACUUAUUAGAUAUGUGACUUAUGACUGUGAUGGGAGACUAUUCUUGAUUUAAAUGAACGUAAUAUAUUAGUCGUUGGGUUUGGUGCUUUUCUAAGAUUCCCGUAUUAUAAUUUAUACUUACAUUUUUAAAGAUUUAAAAGAUUCCGUUGCUCAUUAGUUCUUAGCUUACAAGUAUUCAGGUUUAGCAGAUCUAUAUAAUAUUUUAUUAUUAUUAAAAAAAUACAUUUUAAUAUAUAAUAAAUGCAAUUUUCGGCGGCGUGGGCUUACGCACUAAGGUUGAUUAGGUAUUGAUUGAAAGAUAGAUUCACGUUAAUGUCACAUAUUUCUUGGCGAAAUAAUAUAUUGUCUAGUUUGCUGUUUAUUGUAUUACAUUUAAGAUUUGCCCUUUAAAAGGAGUUUUUUUUUUUUCAAAAGACUGAGUUUGUAUUUUUUGUACACCAUGAGUUUGCGUAAUAAAAAGCACAUUAUAAAUA
This is a messenger RNA of Melitaea cinxia (Glanville fritillary), 1658 nucleotides long. RefSeq names its product nucleoside diphosphate kinase 7 (gene nmdyn-D7). The transcript has 6 exons. Gene Ontology annotation, molecular function: nucleoside diphosphate kinase activity. NCBI's taxonomy places the organism in Eukaryota, Metazoa, Arthropoda, Insecta, Lepidoptera, Nymphalidae. Gene Ontology annotation, cellular component: centrosome. The record is from RefSeq and is a predicted model, not a curated record. The coding region runs from base 1 to 1182 and encodes 393 amino acids. Gene Ontology annotation, biological process: UTP biosynthetic process; CTP biosynthetic process; GTP biosynthetic process.